Molecule: messenger RNA, 1521 nt
Organism: Aspergillus lentulus
Lineage: Eukaryota; Fungi; Ascomycota; Eurotiomycetes; Eurotiales; Aspergillaceae
Product: Sds3 domain-containing protein
Source: RefSeq, a predicted model, not a curated record
AUGGCUUACUCUCCGGCACCGGUAUCGCCAGCUACCGGCGCAGCUGGACAAACACUGAGCAGCAGUCUUCAUCCCAGGGGCCGAUCCCCAAGCCCCGCGACGAACGCCCCCCUCUCGAAACGGGACAAGCGCCGCGGAGCGCUACAAGAGCGGCUGCAUGAUCUCACGGCGACCUUCAGCCAGAAUCGAGACGCGCAAUUCCGCCAGCAGCUGCAUACAUUGCAGUGCGAUAUGACAUUGAUCAACAAUGCGGAUCCGUACUCGCCGGGUCCGCUGCCCGACUCGGCGGAGGAAAUCGCUGCUUUGGUAGAGAAGACGAUCGGUGGGGGAGCUUUUGCGAAGGAGAUGGCUAGUUUGUCUGGCAUGUGGUAUUCGAGGUUUGUGCAGGAGGUGAAUCAGGCUAAGGAGGAGAGGGAUGCGGAGUUGGCGGCGCUUGUGCACCGUCAUAAUAACAAUCUAGAAAGGUUUCAGCGGGAAUACGCCUUCCGGGUGCACUUCGCCGGUGAAGAAUACAACAAUCUCUCCUCGACCCUGCGAGAACGGCUGGUACAGACAAUUUCAGGCAAGAAGGCCCGGUUGAUGCGGGAAAAGGAGCAGCUCGAUAUCGCUGAUACCAAUGCUCUCCUCCUUCAUCCCAAUCAAUUCAGCAUUACCAAUCCUGCCAGUCCUGGUGGUGUUCACGGCAAUCGCAAAACCCGGCAUACCCGCCACCGGGUCGACCUUGACGAACUGGGCAAUGGAAUCGUGUCAGAGUUCAAUAAAAGGAAGAGGAAAGCGCCUGAGGAGGAUACUGGCUCGCCAGUGCGCGAUCCGAACCCGGCCGAGCGGGCCAAGUCCCAGGUAGCUGAGAAGCAGCACGCGCCGACAUAUUCUAUCCAUACUCUGUUCACGGAAAAGGAACUCAGUGCACAUGCCAAUCAAGCUCACGUCGCCACGGUGCACUUCUUCUCGACCUCCAAACGGGCUGAUCAGCCUUCGGGCACUACGACGAACGGUAAUAACACUGAUGUCGAAGAGUCAGGCACGGGUGACGGUACCGGGCAGGAAGAUAAUGGCACACCGGCCGCCGACAUGAUGCGCACCGCCAGCCAGAAUUACCAUGCGACACGCUCCACGCGGACGCACGGCAACCAUGCGCUCAACGCGCUAGCCGAGCUGUCAGACAAGCCCGCAGUCCGCCCUAACCUGCCAUAUAAUGUUCUCGCCAAUUACCACGCUAGACCAAACAGUAAUGCUCCACCGCUGCCGUCUCUGAUGAACGAAGAGGUGGAAGACGAUUGUGCUCGAUUAGACCGCUUGCACAACAGGCCCACCGGUUGGGUUGACCGUAACCUGAUCGAACUGCUUGUGGAGCGGGUUCCGGCCGAGGUGGAUGGGGUACCUCAGAAUCCGCACCGGUUUAGUCUGUUGCACCCCGACUUUCCCACCGAUAUGGGGGUGCAUCUCUACCCGCUGAAGACUAAUGGCAGAGAUGUGGAGCUCCAGAGCUACGAGCGCACCAAGAAGGCCAGAGCGAGCUAG